AUGCGAGCGAUAAGGGCAGCCAGCCAUUUCGUAUUCUCCCCGAUACAUCGUCAAGCUACUAGUACUAUAUUAGACAUGAACACCAUCGUCAAGUCCCUUCGUCAAUCGGCUACCAUCACAACGCGCUCAAGUGCUGUGUCUGUUGCGGCACGUGCACUGUCCACGUCAACAACGUCUCUGUUCAACGAACUCAAGGAGCAGAUCCCUGUGCGUAAAGAAGCGCUCGAGAAACUGAAGGCUGAGCACGGCCACAAGUCCCUUGGUGAAGUCACUGUAGACCAGACUUUGGGUGGCGCUCGCGGAAUUAAGUCACUCUUGUGGGAAACGUCACUUCUGGACGCCGAGGAAGGAAUUCGCUUCCGUGGUCACACCAUCCCGGAUCUCCAAAAGUGUCUGCCGGCCAAGGAAGAGGGCGGAGAGCCUUUACCGGAAGGCUUGCUAUGGUUACUUUUGACCGGCGAGGUGCCCACAGCAGACCAGGCUGCUAGUGUCACUGCUGAGCUGCACUCGCGUGCCAAGGUGCCCGAGCACGUGACCAAGCUUAUCCGUGACCUGAAACAUGCCCACCCCAUGACGCAGUUGUCUGCUGCAGUGACAGCAAUGAACACCGAAAGUGUCUUUGCAAAAAAGUAUGCUGAGGGUAUUCAUAAGUCGACAUACUGGGAAUACACAUACGAGGACAGCAUGAACCUUAUCGCCUGCUUGCCUGAGGUUGCCGCUCUUAUUUAUCGCAAUACGUACUUUGGCGAGUCCAACAACGCGUACGACUCGAGCCUCGACUACUCGGCCAAUUUUAACCGCAUGCUUGGCUUUGACAGUGCCGAGUUUGACGAGCUCAUGCGUUUGUACCUGGUGAUUCACAGUGACCACGAGGGUGGCAACGCCAGCGCACACACGACGCAUCUGGUGGGCUCAACGCUUUCGGAUCCGUAUCUCGCUCUGGCUGGUGGACUUAACGCUCUUGCUGGCCCGUUGCACGGUCUAGCCAACCAGGAGGUACUUGGCUGGAUCCUCAACUUGCAGGCCGAGUUCCGCUCGAAGGGCUUGGAAGUGAACAAAGAUACCAUCACGCAGUUUGCAUGGGACACGCUGAACGCUGGCAAGGUCAUCCCCGGAUACGGUCACGCCGUGUUGCGCAAGACGGAUCCGCGCUACACGUGCCAGCGCGAGUUUGGUCUCAAGUACAUGCCUGAUGACGAAUUGUUUCGUAUUGUGGAUACGAUCUACCAGGUUAUGCCGGGUGUUUUGACAGAGCAUGGCAAGACCAAGAACCCGUACCCGAACGUGGACUCGCACAGCGGUGUGCUGUUGCAAUACUAUGGUUUGACGCAAAAGAACUACUACACGGUGCUAUUUGGCGUGUCGCGUGCUAUUGGUGUGCUCUCGCAGCUCUUUUGGGACCGUGCACUGGGUCUGCCGCUAGAGCGUCCCAAGUCAGUGACCAGCGAAUGGAUCAACAACUACUUUGCGAACAAGAAGUAA
Messenger RNA from Peronospora belbahrii, 1482 nucleotides. NCBI's taxonomy places the organism in Eukaryota, Oomycota, Peronosporomycetes, Peronosporales, Peronosporaceae. The record is from the annotation of a GenBank genome assembly.